GUUUUUUCUUUUAUAACCCCUAAUUCUCAUAAAUUUUAAAUUUUUUAUAAUUCAGCCGCGUUGCUUUUUGCCUACAAAGUCUCAAAUAAAUAGAUUCCGAUCCAACUGCCCCUGAUGUUAUUAUUUGAGUGAAGACCCAAAAAUACUACAUAAAUACAACAAAUAAUGAUAGAAUCCAUAUACUUAUGAAUUUUUCUUUCUAAAACUACAGUAUUCAUUUAUACUUAUUCCGUUUUUAUGUUUCACAUUUUCUGGCCAGCCCCAAUAUUAGUACCAUUUAUUCUUCAUGUAUUAUAUAUUUACUUAAAAUAAAUUCACACUAAAAUGAUAAAAUCUGACGAGGAGAAUCGACCUCCUGAUCAAGUUGAAGAUGAUAUUGAUUGGGAUGAUGAGUUUAUGUAUUUAUUGAGGGUAAAUGACCUAGAAUCGGCUAAAGAGGUUCUGGAAAGGAGACUUGUAAGGGAUUUAAAUUAUACAAAUGAAGAUGGAAACACUGCUCUUCAUUAUGUUUGCGCUAAUAACUUAGAAGAGGCAGCAAUUUUUCUUUUAAGGGAAUGUAAAGUGAACUACACAGUUUACAACAAGUGUGGGAAUUCGCCCCUUCAUUGGAUUGUUCAAAACAAGGCCCUUAAUACAUUAAAAGUUCUCUUAUGGCAUGAUUACAAGGUCAAUGAAAAUAAACCUAACUACUCUAAGUACACACAUAAAUUCACCUUUAAAGAAUUAACGUCCAAAUUAAGCAAGGAAACUCUGGAACACUAUAACAUUAAAGAUUAUCCUGAAGAUUACAGUAAGGUUAACGAAAUUGAUAUCAAUAAAAAGAACGAGUUUGGGAAGAGCGUUUUGUCAGAAGCUUUCGGAUCUGAAAAUCUGGAAUUUCUCCAAUUGAUACUGGAACACCCAAUUUCUGCUAUUUUGGAUCAAAAAUCUGAAAAUGCCACUGAAGGAGAUAUUGAAACUGACAGGGAAGAUUAUGUAAUUCACGAAUUCCAGUUUAUUAAUAAAAGUAUCUCUGACCAUGAGAAACCUGAAAACCUUAGUAGUGAUGAAAAUAGGCAUGAAAAUGAUCUCUCUACAGAAUCAGAACACAAUGUUAAUAAUAAUGAUCUUGAAUCUAAUAAAGGAAGUUUAAAAGUUAAAAUUAAGGAAAUGUGUAUAAAGGAUGAUGAUAUACUGAACGCUGAAAAUAGCGAACUGGAUGCUUCCGGAUUGAUAAUUUGGGAAUCGAGUGUAAUAGCUUCAUUUUGGCUCAGUAUGCUUGCUGGGUCGAACAAUUAUUCAGGGCUUAAUGUUCUAGAACUUGGUAGUGGAUGUGGUCUAGUAGGGAUUGCUUUCAAAGUAGCCUGCCAGUACUAUAAUCAGCCUAUAAAGUUAACUUUAACUGAUUAUAGCGAUAAAACAGUAGACAACCUUAAGUAUAAUGUCGAAUUAAAUGGAUUGAAAGAUGAUGUGUGUGUAUCGCAGUUAAAUUGGAAGCUAUAUGAUAAGAUGCCUGAUAAUGAAUUGUAUGAUUUGAUAAUCGCAAGUGAUUUGAUUUACGAUGUUAAGUUGGUUGAGUACUUGGCAAACGUAAUCAACAGAGUAUUAACCCCAAGUGGGACUUUUUUGUACACUUACAAGACAUCUAGAAAUGGGUCAACUGAUUUUCUAAACAGAUUAAGCGAGUUUGGGUUUCAAAUCGAGAUACAACAGGUGCCCAAAAUAUGCCAACAAAACCCAUUUGUAAACAAGAAUAAGGAAUACUGUUUAUCGUUUUUUCCGGACCUAGUCUCUGAUGAUUAUAUGUUAUUAAUAGCUACCAGAACACCCCAUGUGUAA
Messenger RNA from Theileria parva strain Muguga, 1818 nucleotides. RefSeq names its product putative methyltransferase family protein. The record is from RefSeq and is a predicted model, not a curated record. The coding region runs from base 325 to 1818 and encodes 497 amino acids. The transcript is spliced from 5 exons. NCBI's taxonomy places the organism in Eukaryota, Apicomplexa, Aconoidasida, Piroplasmida, Theileriidae. Gene Ontology annotation, molecular function: protein binding.